CACACAACACACCAGGCUCGUAUCCUCUCACCGAAUAUUUAUCUCCUCGUUCAGGGCAAUCAUGGAUUCUCACUUGACCCAAUCGAGUCGACUUCUUGACUGGAUACCUGCUGCGGCUAUCCUAUUUGAAUUCGUGCAUGAGGGGACGAGAUGUUCAUCGUUUGUGUCUUUUUGUAGUGCACGAUUCCAAGCACUAUAAGAGGCGGAUGGGCCUUUCGAUGUGCAAAUCAAGGUUUAGCGGUCGAAUCGGGGGAACGUGUCGAGCAGACGGGCGGACUUGUGUCGCUUCCCCUGGACACGGGCAUUAUUUUCCCGCGGCCCAUGGCACAAACACAAAUCCUCGACGCUGGAUUCAAGUCCUUGCUUGCGCCACGCUCAGACACGACUCAGAUCGCCGACUUUUCCUGCGGCCCCUGGAAAGGGUGACCAGAAGAUGACGUCAAUUCUGUGCAGCCAUCUUAUCUCUGACCUCCGCGUCAUUCCAAGCGGAGGGUCCGCUCGUGAUCCAGGAAGGACUUACUCGAAUCCUGAUCAGAUCGGACUUGUGACUCUAUGCUCGCAAGUUGGCAACCAUUGGCAAGCACAAACGGAGGGUACUGAAUGGUAGGGGAUUCAUACAUCGCGCCAUUAUCACAAAGGUUCCGAGUCUACUUAUUCUCUCGAACAUGCAAAGCAAUAUUGCCGGUCAGACGCUGUCCGAUUUGUAACAACCAAUGCACAUCCCACUUCGAAAAACUAUGGGAGGUUUGUCAUUCAACUCAUCUAGCAUAAGAAGCCACCGCGAAACAUGGACUUGCUCUACCAUUAUCAAAUAUCUAUCCGAUUGUUCCAAUCCAGCGAACAAACUCGCAGCAGGUAUUCCCGGUAUUGAGCUACUUUCACAGAAAUAGCAGGUCAAACGGAUCGAA
Messenger RNA from Mycena citricolor, 908 nucleotides. The record is from the annotation of a GenBank genome assembly. Lineage: Eukaryota; Fungi; Basidiomycota; Agaricomycetes; Agaricales; Mycenaceae.